Messenger RNA from Copidosoma floridanum, 5161 nucleotides. RefSeq lists its product as uncharacterized. Gene Ontology annotation, molecular function: protein binding. NCBI's taxonomy places the organism in Eukaryota, Metazoa, Arthropoda, Insecta, Hymenoptera, Encyrtidae. The record is from RefSeq and is a predicted model, not a curated record.
GUUGUCAAUUUACAUACAGGAAGUAAAGAAAAUUUGUUAGUGCAAAGAGCGAUGAAGCGAAGGCAAAGAAAGCCGGUGCUGAAUAUCAACGGCGAUAGCGUCGCCGACUCGCACAGGCGAAGAUGGCCCAACGAGCGGCAGACGCAAAAUGGAUUGCCGAGUAACAACCCGUUGACAAAUCUCGUGGGACACUACAACUCGGACAGCGAAGCCGAGGAGGACAACAGACCGAGAGCACGUGUGUUGAACGAUAAAGUCGACGAUUUUUUCAAGGAGAUACAGUCCAUAUCUCACGACGGUUUGAAGAACAGAAACAUGUCUCAUCCUGGCUCUUACUGGCAAGAGUGUUUCGACGAGCAGACUGGGUAUCCGUACUAUUGGCAUACAGAGACCAACCAGGUCACCUGGGAAAUACCGGCGGAGCUGAAAGCACUACACGAAAAGAACGAGAAGGAAACUCCUGCUUCACCUCAUGCUUCUCACAUUCCGCAGUGGCCUAAUGCUCCACCGAGUAAAUAUCCGCAAUCUUCGCAGAGCAAUAUUCCAGAGGGCAUGAUACCUAAGGACGUGGUAGUUAGAAACAGAAAUAGGCAAGCUGGCAUUGUCAACAAGCCGGCCAAAUCGCCCAAAACAGACUGUUUUAAAGUACCUUUCAGCAAAGAUGACUCUUUUGAUGACGGUAAAAUCGAAAUGAUAACGUCAUUUGGUAAUGACGAAAGCGAAUCCGAAGAAGAGAGCGAGCAAGAAGAGCCACAGAAGCAAAAAUCUUGUCUUAAAAAAUCGUUAACAAAACCUGGAAAAUCAUCGUCACAUAGUUCAGAGUCGAAAGAACCCAGGGCACUGAUGGGACCUGCACCGCCUCCAGUAGCUCCAUUAAAUUACGGACCGCAGAAUAAAGAAAAAUUGAGUGAUCGAUUAUCUCAGAAUGUUCCGCGAACCAAAACACAAAAGAAAGCCGACAUCAAAGACGAUGACGAUAUACUCCAGAGGCUAAAGAGCCAAGCAAAGCUCUUGCAAACCUGUGAAAACGACGAAAAGUCAAACUCGUCGAGGGAAGAUCGUAGUCACACGCCACCAAAACCGCCCACGUCAGAUUUAACCGACAAAUCUAAAAAAAGGAUAAAACUGUCUCUUGUACCAGGUUACGAAGAUGACUCCGAGGGCGAAGACGAAUCCAGUAGCAGUCGUAAAUCAGCUAAGCCUCUGUUUCCAAUAUCUGAACAGUUGCCGCCAACGGAUAGUCAGAGUGACGGCAUUGCCAAAAAGAUCGAUACCAAUGUUGGUUCACUCAGGGUAUAUGACUACAGGAGUACAGAUUCGACGCAGUCCGAGCCCAAGAUUGAGAACGCCAGUACGGAUAGUCAAAGUAAUGUCGAGGAAAAACCAGAGGAGGGUCUAGAGUCGAAAGCUAACAAGUUUUUAGAUAGCAUUGAUGUCCCAUCUAAGGCUUUUCAGAGAAAAAAACGGAUCGCUUUUGACGUUGCUCCAACCAAAAGUAAAGAGCCAGAGGCCAAAGAAGAGCCUAGUUCCAGCGGUCCAGUACAAGUGAGCUCGACAGACCCCUCGGAACGUCGUGGUUUUGGGUUUUCAAAGGACGAAAACAGAAAUUCGCCUGAAGCCGAGAGUGGCAAGACAGAGUCGGAUGCAGUGCCGGCGAGCAAAAAGCCGGGCAUAGCCUUUGUAAAAAGUACGGAAGAGAGCACCAGUGGUAACAAUGUUAGCAAUGGUAGUGACAAUGGUGCUAACAGUACUAGUAAGCCGAAAGAAAGCAGUGAAGCAGAGAAAACCGAGGUGAAGCAGUUGACCGAACCCAUAAUGGAGAAGCUGAGGUUCCUGUCCGAAGGAAGUUCACCAGCAUCCGCUGUUCAAAUCAUGGCUAUUCAAAUACAGACGUUGAUGUGCGCCUGGGAAGCCGGUGUACUGCAGGAGGCGUAUCUGCGCAACUGGCUAGUGGGAACGGCCAGCGAGCUCACGAGGCUUGAACAAACAGCCGCACCACCCGGAUGGGAGUGUCAGUGGGAUAGGUAUGGUAUCCUACAGCAAUGCUUUAUAAAACGAUCAGCUCAUUUACCUAUGUACCACCGAGACUCGCUCCGUCUUGUCUCGGUUUUCACGUGAUUAUUGAAUUACCUGUUCUCUCGACACGUUUGCCAAAACACACGUGGUUCUCGACAAAAAUUUUUAUCUAGUCAUCUAGGUUUUUGUAAUUAACUUGAUUUUAUUUCGUACCUUUUCGUUAUUAUCGCUCAUCCUUUUUCUUAUCUCCACUUCUUUAUCAACUGUUUUUUCUUUUACUGCUUUUUUUUUGUCCUAUGCGUUGUUUAAUUGCGACUGGAAAAAAUGUAUGUAGUAAUUUGUUGAAUGUGAGUAACUGUGCAUUGGUGACGUUUCAAUUAAUCCAUCGGUAAGCUUAUUUAUUUAAAUUGCGUAUUGUCUUGUUCGUAACGCGUAAAUAGUUGCAGAGUUUUAUUUUUACUGUUAUUGUUAGCUGUAAUUUUGUUUUAAAAAUAUUCUAGUCAACUUAAAAUGUAUCAAGCACAGCGCAUGCACGCUUAUUCACGAUUUUAAACAAAUUAUAUCAUCUGUUUUUUCCAUUACGGAGAAAUAAACCAGUUUCCAAUGUGGAAACGAAAAAUCAAUUUUUUAUCAAUAUCACCGCAAGUCAGAGAAAUAGCUGGACUAUUAUUAUCAUCAAACGAAGCCAGGGAUCUGUCAACUCGACUUUUAAAAACAAGUGUAUGUACAGCAGCUUUUUUUCCUACUGUAAAAUAAUAAUAGACAAAAAAGUGCGAGCGAGUGUGACUUUUGUUUGAAGUACUUACGAAUGUACAUUCAACACAGGAUAAAUAGAAAUGAAGUCAGCUUAAAACCGCAAAGUAAGUGCGUUCCUUUUUUUCGAGAUUUAUAAUUUAUCUUGGCUGUUAUAGGUAUAACGACGCGCGGAAGCUGGUUUUUGUAGUGUUUAACAGUUAAGUGGGGAAAACAAGUGUUAAAUAUUUUUGUAGUACCACUUUUUUCGAAUUAACAAUAAGCUUUUAUUACGUUAUCAUCUUAAAUUUUAAGGAAAUUCAUAAGGAAGUCGUAAUAAUUAACUUCAAGAGACUUUUCUACUCCUGUAUUAAAAUCUCAUUAUGUUACGUGAGUACAAAAUUAAUCAAAUUCAUCAAUAUCAUUGGAUGAUCUAAAUAUAUUUUUAUCCAUGAUUCCAUUCAACUCUAAUCCAUUGCUGAACAUUGUUAAUUUUAAGACCAGAAAUUACAUAAUUAUGAGUUUCCCUAAAACCCUUACCUUGAAAACCAACUUUUUAAACAAAAGCUUCUAAAUGACCCAUGAACAAAUAAUUUUAAUUAUAUUCUACCCAUCAGGAAAUUCUAUACAAUCAAUUGAAAAUAAGCAUUUCAUAUAAAACUUUAAAAUAUCAGAUUUUUAAAUUUAUUUUUAAGGAUCAUGUCACCUUCAGAAACAGCACAAAAUGAGCCUACUGCUCAACGGUUGCAUUAUUAAUUUUACAUUUUUAUUUUUCAUGCUCUAAACACGAAAACAAAAGUACAACAUCAAAUUUUAAAUUUAAUUCAUUAGUCGCUGAUGUCAUGAGUUCAAAAUUGAAAGUUCUUUGUGAUGUCAUUAAAAUCGGCUUUGGUAAGCGAUGAUUUUUAUCGUUAUCCCCGCAAAGUAUCAUCAUUGUGCUAUUUUAAUGCAUUACAAGUUGUCGCUUAACGUUGAAAAAUACUGACCGGCAGAACGUAAAAUUCGAAUAGAAAAAACUUAAUGAUAAUCAUAUUUAAUUGAUUUAAAUAAAUAAUCAAACAAUCGUAACACAAGCAGCGAAUAUUAAAAUAGUUCGUUGUUUGUAAUGCCGAAUGAUACUAUCAGUUGAAAGAAACAAAGUCUCAAUUUUCGGGAUAUUUUCACUUAAAUAUUCUGAUUUUAAAUUUAGUAGGGCAUAAAACCUAUAAAUCAAGGCUAUAUCACUGUGUCCAUGAGAUACGUAUUUUGCAGCUUUUAUGAAUUUUCCGCAACUCAUUGCUUCUGACGAUUUUCGGGCUAUCGGUUCAUCGGGCCAUGAAUUGGAUUUGCACCAAUGAUUUGGAUAUUGAAUUCUUUAUCUGUUUCGUAACAGAAAGGUUUUGUGUGUGUGCACGAAAUAACCCCUGUUAUUCAGUUAGGGUGCCUUUUUUAAUCUCCCACCCUUCUAAUAACCGAUAAAAAUUAGUCAUAUACUAAAAAAAAACUCAUACUUGGUCACCACAUACUUGGUGUAUUUGCAUAAGUAAAUAUUGCACAAUUAGAAUAAAAUUUUCCGUAAUCUUCUUGGGGGCUUUGGGCAUGUAUCAUGAAUAUAUGCACAGGUGGACGUGUUUAAAGUUUAUUCACAACCAUGCAAUGUUUCGUGGUAAACGCCACCUCGUUAUGCAAAAAAAAAUGCAAAUUCGCAAACAAACCAAGUAUACAUAUAUAAUCCACUCAUUGAAGUAAUCACUUUGUCACAAAUUUCAACUCUCGAAGGAUGAAACAUUAAUUAAAUAUUUUUUCUCGCGUAGUUGAUUAUUGCAGUCGCAAGUAAAGAUAGGCAUUGACUUUGAUUUUUUGUUCCAUCCACUUACCAUAAUUAUAUUAUACUCUCACGGAUGUUGAUGAAAAUGUCAUUGCCUCUUGUAGGAAGUCCUGGAUGUUUUCCUUGCCACUUUUGGUGACGAGAAUAACGUGAUCAUGUCUCUGUAAAAUGGAAAACGUUGUGAAUCAAGUUAACCAACUAAUUGUUUAAAAAAUUAAUAUAAUUAUACGCUCUUGACGUGUACCGUGUCAUUUUUAGUUAGAUUACCGGUACACAAUUCACAUAAAAUUAUUCUCAUGAGAUCUUACUCCUCUUCCGGCGUGUCAAAUUUUUAAAAUCCCCCGGCAGAAAUUUUCAUCUAAAAAAUUACAAUUAAAUAUAUUGAAUCAAAAAAGCUUAAAUUGAGUCAGGUAAAGUGAAAUGGCGUUAAAUACUGUGCUACCAAUACCAAACACCCACAGGUAAAGGGCUACUAAUAUUUUAUCUAUUGUUCAAAAUAAUAAGUUAUGAGGCUUGUCUGUGAAUAAUUAAUUUCGUCUAAUGCACUCGAAUGGAGGGAGGAAAAAUAUAGGUGAUUAUCACUGUCAGGAUACAGUACAAUUUACG